CCUAGGAUAAGAGGCUCGCUGUCCAACUGAUGAUCACAUAGGCACGUCUCCAUUCUCAUCUCCCUUUGUUCAACACCUUAAAAACAAGAAAAAGCUAUUGCCUCUUUUAGCCUUCAGCUUCCAAUAGCUUCCAAUUUGCCCUUCUCUCCCUCUCUUCUUUACCUUAACACUCCUCCUCUUCCUCUAGCUCCCUCCUCUUCCUCUGUUGCGGUGGCGGCUCUUCCAGUUCUUCCUCUUUCUUGAUUCUUGGAUCGGUUCUUGCCUCAUCUCACUCUGUGUAGCUCGAUCUGAAAUCGAAUAGAUCUAGGUGUUCUUGGGUUUCUUUAGAAAAGAACAGCCAUGAUUGCGGCCACGCAGCAGCAGCAAGCAACAGCGACGGUGCCGUCUGCAGAAGAAGAGGCCUUGAAAAGGAAUACGGAUUGCGUUUACUUUCUUGCUUCUCCUUUAACCUGCAAAAAGGGAAGUGAAUGUGAGUAUCGCCAUAGUGAAUAUGCCCGCGUAAACCCAAGGGAUUGUUACUUCUGGUUGAAUGGGAAUUGCUUGAAUCCAAAGUGUGGGUUUCGUCACCCACCCCUUGAUGGCUUGUUUGGAACCCAAGCAUCAGCUUCUACUGGAUCUUCUUUACCUCCAUCACAUAUGGCAGUGGCACCUGCCAUGAACACGCCUCAAAAUUCAGCUAAACAAGCAGUCCCAUGCAUUUUCUUCCAGAAGGGGCUCUGCUUAAAAGGUGAUAGAUGUGCUUUCUUACAUGGACCUGGUAACAAAGUCUCACAGUCAAUGGUACCCUCUAGCACUGAACUCUCAUCUCAAAAGAAGGCUUCUGGUGGCCCUCAAAAGUUGACUCAAGGCCAUAAGAUUGCGCAGGCAAAUUUCUCUAAAGUAGUUGGAGCAUCUGCUGAAGCUAAACCUGCUCCUAAACCGGAAAUUGGUCCACCGAGAAAUGGGGCAGGAAUUGAUGGGAAUCUUGCACCAUCUAAAAUCAUGGAUGCUGAGUUUUCUAAAUACAAAGCAACAAAUCUUCCUCUUGUUGUCAAUGGAAACUCGAGUCGUUUCAAUCAUUUGCAUCAGUCACAAAUACAAGAUGAUCAUGUUUUCCAGAAUGGUAAGGAUGCUGAUGAGUUUUUGAGGGAGUCCUCUCCUGGUUUUGAUGUUCUUGUAGAUAAUGAGUUGAGAAAUUCUGAUUAUUACCAUGGUGAAGAUCAAUACGGAAGGACAAGAGGUCAUGAAGGAAGGAGCUUGAACCCUGUGGAUGAAUAUGAUAUGGGUCAUUCUGCUGAUUACAGUUCAGUUGCUGACAUUGACCGAGAAACAUAUUGUGAUAUGCAAGGGCAAUAUGCUUGGGAACAACAUAGGGCUUCAACAGAGAGAGUGCUAGAUGGGCCAGCUCAUUUGGAACAGAGAGCUUACUCAAAAGCAGAUAGCCCCAAGCUCAUUGAUGAGUCAGAUCUGCGCUAUCGCUUGUCAAAACAGAGAAGUCAUGGCUUGAGAUCUGUUGUCAGUCACGAUUUUGGCCCUGAAAACCAUGUGAGUAGUAUUCUUCAUGGUAGGAGAAAGCUUCCAGAAAGAUCUCCCUAUGGUAGUGAUUUACAUGUAGAAAAGGAAAUAGGAAGGAGUAGGAAUUGGGGCAGAUUGUCACCUGGGAGAUCAGAGAUCCCAUCUCAUCAAGGGAGGCUUCGUGACAGAAUAAAAGCUAGGGUGGAAGAGGACUACAAUAGUGAAGGGAGAAAUCUUAGAGGUAUACGAAUGAGAAGGGAAAUGACAGAUGAGAGGAGUACUGAUUUUGCUGGUCCUAAAAGUCUUGCAGAGCUGAAAGGUACAAAAAGUAUAGAGGGUAGGAUGCAGCAAUCCCUUGGAAAGAGAAAACAACUUGAAGAUCAUCGACCAUCUGAAGGUAAUCUUUCAUUCGAAGGCCCAAUGCCUCUUAGUGAGAUUCUGAAGAGAAAAAGAGAGGCUGAAGCCACAGCUACUGGCAGCGGAGUAUCUUCUGUCAGUAAGAAUGCAAAUAAUCAGAAAGAAAGCGAGGAAAGCUUGCUUGGCAACUCCGACAAUGCUGGAGUUGCAGAUAGACAAGGCAUUCUUUCAUCCAUAAAGGAUGAAGCCAGCAAGCAAGUACUUAAAGAUGAAGAAUCCAAUUCUGCAGCAGCUGGUGUUGUAAGGACUGUUGGAGAGUCUACUGAAGUCGCAGUUGGUCAAUAUGCUUCUCAACAGCCUAAUCCAAGUGAGCCUGAGACUGAAGAUGUGAUGAUUGUGGAUGAUGGCUUGGAAGAUCAUGAGUAUGAAGCUGAUGAUCAAAGGGAAGGGGACUAUGAAUAUGAGCAAGUUGAUGAAGGAGAGUAUUAUGAAGAGGGUGAAAAUGCAGAUGCAGAAGAGCAAUACGCAGACGAUGAAGAUGAAGAUGGAGAUGACUUUGCUAAGAAAAUUGGUGUGAUUUACUAGUUAGGGGAAUUGAGAAAUUGAUGCUUUUGGCUAUUAUUGUGGCGUGUUGACUACAUUGGGAACUCAUUGUGGUUGGCUGGUUUUGAUAAAAGAGUUGUAGUUGCCAUGGAUUUGCUUUAUAGAAGUAGGGAUAUCAUGUUCUUAUGUAGUGUUAAUUUAAACUUCUUUUUAAUUUUUUUUUUUGUUAUUGUAUUUAAAACUGAUUGAAUGAAAAAUUUUCUUGUGCUUGGGGCGUAGCUUUUGCCUUGAGCCCAUCAGUCCUGCUUGCUCAGAAAGGCAGGAAUGUAACAGUAGACAAUUAAUAAGAAAACUGCUGCUUACUCCUCACAA
Messenger RNA from Hevea brasiliensis (rubber tree), 2766 nucleotides. RefSeq names its product zinc finger CCCH domain-containing protein 17. Gene Ontology annotation, molecular function: metal ion binding. NCBI's taxonomy places the organism in Eukaryota, Viridiplantae, Streptophyta, Magnoliopsida, Malpighiales, Euphorbiaceae. The record is from RefSeq and is a predicted model, not a curated record. Bases 340 to 2436 code for a protein of 698 amino acids. The transcript is spliced from 3 exons.